CAUUGCUGCUCGACCAUGUCUCUGCCUUUUCUGCUAACUCCAUUCCAGCGUGUUUUUAACCUCCUCCCCUUUUCUUCUCUGAUUCGGGGCUGUCCCAACAUUAAGAGCCCACCUCUUGUAGCACAGCAUUACGGACAGUCCGUGGAGGAAGAAUACGCUAAAGGCUUUGGACACAGAAGCAUUAGAUUUAAACCGAGCUGUAGCCCCGCAGCGCAGCGGGGACUGAACAAUCGUGGCAAGAUGUGGGUUUGGUACUUUCUGCUCGGUUCGGGAACGCGCACGGGCUCGAUCGAUUGUCAGCUUCUACCUGGAAAUAACUUUACAACAGAGUGCAACAUUCCAGGAAAUUUUAUGUGCAGCGAUGGUGAAUGUAUUCCUGGAGAUUGGCAGUGUGAUGGCUUUCCGGACUGCUUCGACAAGAGUGACGAGAAGGGAUGCCUGAAGGUGAAGGCAAAAUGUGCACCCACAUUCUUUGCUUGUGCAAACGGCGUCCACUGCAUUAUUGGCCGCUUCCAAUGUAAUGGUUUCAGAGACUGCCCUGAUGGCAGCGAUGAAGACAACUGCACUGAUAAUCCUCUGGUGUGUUCAUCUGCACGUUUCCACUGUGACAAUGGACGGUGUGUAGAUCGCAGCUUUCUAUGCAAUGGACAGGAUAACUGUCAAGAUAACAGUGAUGAAGAAAACUGCCUUACAACAGCAGAAUCCCCUGGACAGGACUUUGUGACACUGGACUAUAGACUACGCUAUUACCCCAGUAUCACGUAUGCAGUUAUUGGCAGUGCCAUCAUAUUUGUCCUGGUAGUGGCAUUACUGGCCCUCGUCCUGCACCAUCAGAGAAAGCGAAGUGUUUUGCUGCCACAGGGGGUCUACAGAGGUGCCUGCCACCAACCACUCCUGCUCUCCCGGCUUGUCAUACUGGACAGAGGACAUACCCAUCCUGGAAGCCAUGACCUUUCACCCCACUGUUCAUCCUCAACAGAGGCAUUCAGCUCAGUCCAUAGUCUCCAGUUGCUCUCUCUUUCACAAUAUCCAAGAACUGCGAUAGACUUGCCACCAUCAUACUCACAGGCUGUACUGGAUGUUGGCCGACCCACAUGGUUUGAUCUCCCACCUCCUCCUUACCCUCCAGAGACUACUACAGCUCAGUCUGAGAGAGAACCACCUGUAUAUGAGGACCCAGCUGAAACCACAGAAUCAGCCAGAGCUGUAUUAUCUCAAACCUGGACCAACAACACUAACACCAGUUGUGCAGAGUAAAGAGUCUUAGCAGCCAUCACUGUAAAUUCAGAAGAUAUGGACUGUAUGUGCGUUAUGCAAAACUCUAUGCUGAAUGUUCAGAAAGAAAAGCAUUGAUGAUGUAGAUGUUUGCAGAUUCACCAAGUAUGUGUAGGAGCAUGGUAGUGCCAUCAUCAGGUGGCCAAUCAACUGCAUUACUCUUAUCAUAAGCAAUGCCACUGGCAGCCAAAAAAGCAGUAUACAGACGGAGCUAAUCCAGAAUAAGCUUUUUCCUACUGUUGCAAAAGUACAAUUGAUAGUCUUGUCUGCAGUAAUGCUAUGAGGAUAGACUUUACCUACUAGUAAAGUGACUAGUGUCAAAGCUCAUCCUCGUGAGUGACAGUUUAAGUAAAAUAUGUUCUCAAAUCAUUUUCAAUAUUUACAUAAAGUGUGGGACAGUUGUUUUAAUGUUUAAUUAUCAUGGGUUUACAUGGUUUUCAGUGUUUAUAUUCCCUGUGAGUUUGAUGUAAAUUGGGAAUGCAGAAUGCCUCUGUGUCCCUGGCGUAAUGUUUAUGAACAUGAAGUUUAACCAUCUAACCUAACCCUAACCAGCUUCCUCCCACAUUUCUCCCAUUUAUUGUCCCCAGACCCCAAUGCUGGUUUCUAAAGACAAAGUUCCAGCUCAUAAAACUCAUAAUGCUAUUCAAGACAUUCAACCUCCUGUGCAUACUCAUCUCUUUUUCCAGUGUGCUUCCCUCCUCAGUGAUGGCUGGUUCAUCCUCAUUCUGUGCUCGACCUCCUUCCACCUCAAGUUCCCCUCUUUCGGCGACUCCUGCGAAACAGCGGAGAUGUUAAACUUCAUGGAGCAGUGUGAAAACUUCCUGGAAAUCAGGCACCUUCCAAGCAACAAGCUCAUCGGGACUCUAAGCAUGGUCCUGAAGGGACCCACUCAGAGCUGGUGGAAAGCAGAGAAGUAAACUGACUGUCAAUCAGCCUUCAAAAAGGCAUUUAUGGCUGCAUUUCUUUCAGACGAUUACCUCUCAGAAGUGGAGGAGAAGUUGAGGAUGUUGGUCCGACAGCCACAUCAACACUCGAGGGACUUUGCCUAUGACUACCAGGCUCUCUGCUUGAAGUGGAAGCCAAAGAUCUCUGAGGAGAAGCUGGUGAACCGCAUCCUAAACAACAUCAACCCCAGGGUUGCAGGAUGUCUGUGGGGGACAGUGAACACCAUGGAGCAGCUGGUGAAGGUUGGGUCAAUGGUGGAAAAGGACGGCAUGGGACUACUGGCAAAAUAUCGGUACCCAGAGUAGCAGAGACAAGCCGAAGAGUGACACUCCAUCAGUCAUUACCUCUACCCCUCAGAGAUUCAUUAUGGAGGAUGGAACAAUUCACCAAUCUAGAGACCUGCAAAAGAUGCAGUAUCAGUGGAAUGACAGAGAGUGCAUGGUGGACAAUUAUAUCCUGAAAAACACUCAGCUCCUGAACUUCCUGAAUGCCACUGGAGCUGUUUUGGAAGGGGGACAAGGCAGGUAUGGCUUUAGAUCUGGAAAAGGAUAGACAUAUUACCCUUUCCUGCCAUCCCAGGUUCCAGCAGGUCUGACUACACCUUCUGGUGGGUCAAGCUCAUUCCCUUACAGCUGCUAAGUUGAAUCUAUACUAUGCCUUACCACCAACUGGCAGACUUCCCGAACUCAUGUCCUUCACCCCAGAGAUUAUUCAGUGGGACUCAGACAACCAGGAAAAGCUGCUGAUAUUGAUCUCCACCUGGCCACACACCAUCUCAAACACCCUGAGUAAAACAUCAGUCGUACAACAUAAGAUCGCAUUGUCUGAUGACAAACCAUUCAAAACCUGUGUAUACAGAGUUUCACCCCUGAAGAAACAGAUAAUCAAGGAAAAUGUAGACCAGGUGCUCUGAGAUAACAUCAUUGAGCCCUUCGGUUCAGCCUGGUCUUCACCUGUGGUCCUGGUCCCUAAACCUGACAGCUCAUACAGGUUCUGUGUGGAUUACAGAAAGUUAAACACCAAGACUGUACGCUUACCCAAUGCUGCUGAUUCAUGAAUCCCUGGAAGGCGCCUACUGCUUUAUCUCUUUUUGCAUGCGUUCGUACUGUCCUUUAAAGUCCAAUGUUAAGUGUGUGUGUGUGUUAUGGGUCGGCCUCACCAGUAAGGCAUUUUGAGACAUUUGAGACUGAGAGCACAAUGAGGAACAGCGCUGUCCUGUGAUGAAAUCGAAGGUAAAAUAAUCCCACAAGAUUUGUUAUUUCCACAGGGAGGGAACUCAGUGUCACAGUCAGAAAACAGCAAGUGUGAAUGACGCGAUCGAUCGCUAUAGUCCAAACAUGAAGAGCAUUGCUCUCAAAUGCCAGCAAACCUGCUACUUCUAUCGGAAGUGUCAAAUCAGUUAAUCCCGUGACAUACUGGGGAUUCCCUGGCGCGUUGCUGAGGAACUCUUAUGAGAGAAAACAGGAACAACAACACUGAACGGGGCAACAAAACACAGGGGAAAGAAUUAUACGACAGCUGACCUAAAUUUACAGUUAUCUUGAUAAGCAGCCUUAUAAAUCUCCCUUUUAUGUGAUUGCGCCACAUAGAUCCCCUCCCCCCGCUGACAACGUCUGAGGAGAACGUCUGUAAUAACGCUUAAGAUUCACUACAUUAAAUACAUCAGUUUUACGUGGGUUGCCCCAGCACACAGUGUAAUUUAUUGGCCCUGUUUUGCUUUUUAUUUCCACUGGACCCUCCCACUUGAGCACUAGCUUGGCAGAGAAUAUGUUAGAGGCCUUUGAAAGAGGAUGGUUUUUAAACCAAUCUAGGUCACCUGGUUGAAAUUGCACAUUUUUUCUACAGUAAUUAUAAUUGGUUGUUUGGCUUGGCUCAUCCUCAUCCUGUUUUUCACCUCCACUGCCAUGAUGUUCUGUCGCUCCACCAGAGAAUACGCAGCCUGAUCAGGUGAGGGUAGUCAGUGGAUUAGGCUUUCCAGUGGUCCCAACACUUGCCUACACAGCAUGAGCUCUGCACGUGUCCUCCCCAUGCUAUCCUGCUGGGCGUAGUUGAAUUCUGUUAGCCACUGGUCCCAGGUUUGAUGUCGUUGUACAUAGAUAACAUUGUCCAACCAUUUUUUUACAGUCCGGUUGAUUCUUUCAGUUAAGUUUGCUUGUGGGUGGUAGCUUGUUAGUCUCUGAACACAACCCUAUGUCUUGCACAGAUUGCCUAGAAUGCUAGAGGUGAACUGGGGACCACGGUCGGACACUAGGUACUUUGAAACAACCCAACGAGUAAAAAUCUCCUCCCAGAGGAUUUUCACUAUCUUGGGAUCCCUAAGUGGAAACAUCUCCACCCACUUUGUGUAAUUAUCAACAAUGACAAGAAGGUAAGUGUUCUGUUUCUUACUGGUGGGGAAUGGAUCCAUUAGAUCAAUCCCUAGAGUGCGUCCAGGCUCUGUGAACUUUGCAAAAGUCCAGAUGGGUUUGUAUUUCUGGAAUACCUAAAGGCUUUUGAUGUACUUCCAAACGUUCUUCCUGACGGCCACCAUGCCACCUCCAGGAUUUUCAGCAUUUUUGUUUUUAGCUGUCCAAGAUGGCCUCCUAGGGGAUUAUCAUGGUAAUAGUGCACAAAGUCAGUUCUUAGUGUCUGUGGUACCACCAGCUGGUAUUUUUUGACACUCUUCUUUAAUUUUUUAAAGGUACUUUGCACUACCACACCCCUUGGUGGUCUUCAAAGGUAAUGGACUGUUCUUUGACUGAGCGAGAUUGGAUGCCAGUUUGGAGGUAAGUGAUUGUAUUGUCCAAACAUUGAGCUUGACCAAUUUCUUCCAGAGAAUGUGGUGAGGUAGACAAGUGGUGUGAUAUGGAGAGACAAGGGGUGGCAUCAGUGAAAGAUAGCUGAUAUAUGCCUGGGAUUAACCGGCUAUAAAAGCCACCAAGAAAUCCCAGUUGAAGGGAGAGAGGAAAGGAGAAAGUUUGAGCUAUCAAUGUUUGCAGCCCAAGACAAGUGUUGCUAGUUGUUGUUUGCGAACUGAUACUUAAAGGGGUCAUAUGACGUUGUUAAAAAGAACAUUAUUUUGUGUGUUUGGUGUAUUUCCUGAAACCUCUUUGCUUUGUUUCUGUUAUUUCUUAUGUAAUAAAUUGAAUUUGUAAUGGAUCUUUUAAUGGUUGGCAGUGUUCUUUAGGGCUGAGACUGGGAUGAGAGGCUACAUGUGGACUCCAUGUGUUUAUUUUGUUACGUAUUCUUCAAUUCCCCAGAUUGAUUACAAAGUGGGAACGUAACACCCUCAAUUCAGCUAGAACUCUCUCCAUCAAAUGCUGGAAGAUGGCAGCGGCAUUUCCAAGCCCAUACAGCAUAGACUUGAAUUGAAAUAGCCCCUUGGUGGUAAUAAAAGCCGUCUUCUCUCUACUCAUUUCCUCCAUCUCCACCUGUCAGUAUCCGGACUGCAGAUCCAAUGAGCUAAACCAGGAGGCACCUUCCAAGGAUUCUAGGAUGUCAUGAAUCAGCGGCAUUGGGUAAGCGUCGGGUACAGAACCUGUAUGAGAAAUCAGGUUUGGGGACCAGGACCACAGGUGAAGACCACGGCGAGAAGGAGAGCUUAAUGAUGUUGUCAUGGAGCAUCUGGUCAACUAUUUCUUCAAUGAUUUUUAUUUAUUUAUUUAUUUUUUUUGAGGGGAGAAACUAUGUAUGCCUGGGAUUUAAAAGGUAUAUCAUCAGUCAAUGAUAUCUUGUGCUGUACAG
Molecule: messenger RNA, 5943 nt
Organism: Cyprinus carpio (common carp)
Lineage: Eukaryota; Metazoa; Chordata; Actinopteri; Cypriniformes; Cyprinidae
Gene: ldlrad3
Product: low density lipoprotein receptor class A domain containing 3
Biological process (GO): receptor-mediated endocytosis
Cellular component (GO): plasma membrane
Molecular function (GO): protein binding
Source: RefSeq, a predicted model, not a curated record